Molecule: messenger RNA, 1371 nt
Organism: Penicillium waksmanii
Lineage: Eukaryota; Fungi; Ascomycota; Eurotiomycetes; Eurotiales; Aspergillaceae
Product: zinc metalloprotease
Exons: 4
Coding region: 1-1371 (456 amino acids)
Biological process (GO): CAAX-box protein processing
Cellular component (GO): endoplasmic reticulum membrane
Molecular function (GO): metalloendopeptidase activity
Source: RefSeq, a predicted model, not a curated record
AUGUGGAUUCUUGAGCAACUCGCGCGUCUUCUCGACAGGCCGCUCUUCCCUUGGAAGAACGUCCUCGUUGGCUUCUCCGUCGGCCAGUUCGUUCUGGAGGGCCUUCUGACCCUUCGUCAAUAUAAGGUGCUUCAGCGUACCAAGGCCCCCAAGGUUCUGGAGGGAGAGGUUACCCAGAAGGUCUAUGAUCAGAGUCAGGCUUAUGGUCGCGCAAAGGCCAAGUUCAGCAUCUUUUCCGGUCUCUACGGUCAAAUCCAAAAUCUUGCUUUCAUCUACGGCGAUGUUCUUCCCAAACUCUGGAGCGUUAGCGGCUUGCUGCUCGCGCAGUAUCUCCCCGGUCGGUUCCAAGGCGAAAUCUCGCAGACACUCGUAUUCAUCUUCGGUUUCAAUAUCCUCAGCACUAUCCUCACGCUCCCGGUCUCAUAUUACCAGACCUUCGUGCUUGAGGAGAAGUUCGGUUUCAACAAGCAGACUGUUGGUCUCUGGGUUACGGAUAUGCUCAAGGGCCAGAUGCUGGGCAUAGUUCUCGGAGCUCCCAUCAUCAGUGCCAUUCUCAAGAUUGUCCAGACGACUGGAAACUCGUUCUUCUACUAUCUGUGGCUCUUCGGUGUCUUCCUCCAGGUGUUUGCGAUUACUAUUUACCCCAUCGUUAUUCUGCCGCUGUUCAACAAGCUGUCCCCUCUCCAGCCCGGUGAAAUUAAGACUGGUGUCGAGAAGCUUGCCGAGAAGCUGAAAUUCCCGCUUUCAGAGCUGCACGUCAUCGAUGGUAGCAAGCGCAGUGCCCACUCCAACGCCUACUUCUAUGGUCUCCCCUGGAAGAAGCACAUUGUCAUCUACGACACCCUUCUUGAGAAGAGCGAGCCACAAGAGGUGGUUGCUGUGCUGGCCCAUGAGCUUGGCCACUGGAAACUCAGCCACACCACCAAGCUCUUCGGGAUUGCCCAGUUCCACAUGUUCUAUAUUUUCUCUCUCUUCUCGGUCUUCGUCAACAACAAGUCUCUUUACCAGUCCUUCGGCUUCAUCAAGGAGCAGCCCAUCAUGAUUGGAUUCCUUCUGUUUUCCGAUGCUCUUGCUCCCAUGGAUGCCAUUGUCAAGCUGUUGAUGAACAUCCUGAGCCGCAAGUUCGAGUUUGAAGCUGAUGAAUUUGCCCAAGGCCUCGGAUUCUCUGAUGAGCUUGCUGCCUCUCUCCUCAAGCUGCAGAUCCAAAACCUGAGCACCAUGGACGCUGACCGGUUGUACGCCAGCUACCACUACUCACACCCAAUCCUGACCGAGCGUCUUGCUGCCCUUGGCUGGCAGGGUGGAAAGGUCACCAGCUCCAAGGCCGAGGAUAGCGAAAAGCCCGUCAAGGCCGCUGACCGCGAGCUUUAA